Papaver somniferum (opium poppy) is the source of this 1444-nucleotide messenger RNA. RefSeq names its product F-box protein PP2-B10-like. NCBI's taxonomy places the organism in Eukaryota, Viridiplantae, Streptophyta, Magnoliopsida, Ranunculales, Papaveraceae. The transcript has 3 exons. The record is from RefSeq and is a predicted model, not a curated record. The coding region runs from base 196 to 1317 and encodes 373 amino acids. Gene Ontology annotation, molecular function: protein binding.
GAAAGAAAACUUUGGACUAGGGUUUUGCGGAAGUUUUCAAUCUGUGGAUCUUCUUCCCUGAAAUUGACGGUUGAUCCGAAUGCGAAUGUGAUUAGUUUGAAAAUGAAACACCUUGAUUAGGCAAACUUGGGGAAUUUCAUCAAGUUUAUGGAAUUGUGAAUCAAUCUAGAUAAAGAAUUGAAGGUAAAGUCAAUAAUGGAAAGAGCAGAGAAAGAAGAGCUGGUGGUGGAAAAAUCAGAAGAUAUUAUUAACGAUAUUGAAAGAUUACCAGAAGGAUGCAUAUCUGACAUUUUAUCCCUAACAUCACCUGCAGAUGUAUGUAGGUCUAGUCUAGUUUCAACUCUUUUUAAAUCUGCUGCUGAUUCAGAUGCUCUCUGGGAGAGAUUUCUACCGCCAGAUUUUCAGGAUAUCAUUUCUAGAGCGUCGAAUCCUAUUUCAUCAGCUGAUGCACCAUCUAAGAAAGAGUUAUAUAGUCGACUAUGCAAUGACCCACUUCUCAUUGAUGGUGGUUCUAAGAGCUUUCACCUGCAAAAAUCUAGUGGAAAGAAAUGUAUCAUGCUCGGAGCAAAGGAGCUUGCAAUUUCUUGGGGGGACGGAAAAACUCCUUGGUAUUGGGAUUGGCCAUGUUACCCUGGCUCCAGGUUUGCUCAAGUGGCUGAACUGCAUGGCGUAUGGUGGCUUCAAAUUCAUGGGAAGCUGGAAAUCCAAUUGCUAUCCCCAGACACCUUCUAUGUAGCUCACCUUGUGUUUAAGUUAAGGGAUGAUGCUUAUGGAUUUGAUGAUUAUGAACCAAUAAAGGCCAAAGUCGAAGUCGUUGGACGAGCUGAUGGUGAUACUAGUGCGUGUAGCCAAGAGAGACUUAUCUACUUAAGUGCUUGCAGCGAAUAUUAUCCCCCAGAUCCGUUGGAGCCUGAAUAUUUUGCACGGGAGAGAGGAGAUGGGUGGAUGGAGGUUGAGAUGGGUCAUUUCUAUAACGGAGGAGACAACGAGGGCGUGGAGGUGCAUAUGUCCGUGCUUGAGACUGAGAGGAGAGUACACAAGCAGGGCCUUAUUGUCCAAGGUAUGGAACUCAGACCCAAGGUGGGCAUAAUUAGUCAUUCUAAUCCAGAUCCAAAUGAGCACAGUUCUAGCAGAAGCAGGAGUAGGAGGGGUAGAGGUACCAGAGGAGGAAGAGUUGUUUCAUCAUCAUUUACUUAUGCUCAAGCAUUCACUUCUGCAGCAUCUACAUCUCAACCAUCAACUGGAUCAAGAGGAGGCAGGGGAUCAAGGGGAAGAAGAGGUGGAAGGAGUGGCAGAGGACUUUUUCAACAAACAUAAGGAAUCCCUUAGUGUUGAAGAAAUGUAUUUGUGCCCGUCAUAACAAAACUCACCAAUUUUGUAUCAUUUUUUUCCCUUUUAAUCUCUGCAAUUUGAGAGCUCUGAACUGUUGUAGCUCUGAUAAACU